Molecule: messenger RNA, 874 nt
Organism: Tetrahymena thermophila SB210
Lineage: Eukaryota; Ciliophora; Oligohymenophorea; Hymenostomatida; Tetrahymenidae
Product: EF hand protein
Exons: 4
Molecular function (GO): calcium ion binding
Source: RefSeq, a predicted model, not a curated record
UUUUAAUUUCUUCAAAAUUAUUAAAUGUAUUUGGAUUAUAUUAAUGCUAAUAGCUUUUAAAAUUUUGAUAUUUAUUCAAUUAAUCAAAAAAUUCAUUUAACAAACACCACGAAAAUAGUAUAAUAAAAAAUGAGUACCAACAAUAAUUAGACAAACGCAAAUUCUAAUUCAAACCAAGCAAGACUUUAGGAUAAAAAAAGAACUCAAGCAGCUUAACCUAGAAAUUAACCUAGAAGAUAAGAACAAAAAAAUCAAAAACUACCUGAUGAGAUGGAAAAAGAGGUAAAAGACGCUUUCUACUUUUAUGAUCCUGACAAAUUAGGUUAGAUCAAUAGAACAUAAUUGAGAUCUAUUUUAGGUAACUUUGCUUUUACUAGUAUGAACGUUAAAGAAAUAGAGGAAGAAAUUAGAAAAGAUUAUCCUUCAAACAAAACCUCAUUUAGUCUUGAAGAGGUUUUAAGCAUUAUAAGUAAAAAAUGGUUCUUUGGAGGUGGCAGAGAAUAAGAAGCGAAUGAAAUUUUCAAACUUUUUGACAGAAAGGGUAAAAAUGGUGUAAAUUUGUAAGAUAUUAAGAGUCUGUUUGGAUAGUAUUUAGAUAUAGUUAUUAGUGAUUCUGAUAUAAUAGAAUUCAUAUAAGAAGCAGAUACAGACCAUGAUGGAAUUCUAGAUAAAAAUGACUUCUGUUCAAAGCUUGGAUAUAUAUGAAAAUUAAAGGAAUAGCAAGGUUUUUUAAAAUGAUUGGUGUUGACUGACUGAUUGAUAUGUCUUCAUAAAAAAUUAAAUAACUAAUUAAAUAUUUGUAAAAAGUAUAUACACUCGUAAUAUCAAUCGUAAAGUUAAUCUUUAAAUAAAAAAUUGUGAGAAAUUAUAAUUU